GCGUGACAGAGGUGGCCUCGGCGUCCCAGCCCACAGCGCGCCAUUCCUCGCUGAGGACCACCGCUGAACCAGGGUGCCGCCAGGCCUGGACGUGUCCGUGCCACAGCCCCUUGCUGUCUCAAGGAGACCCCACACAGGGCAGAGCUGGGAGCCCCAGGACGCUGGCCUAGCACCUGUUGGAGGGAAGCUUUCGGUGGUUCCCAUCGGCCUGCAGAAGGUUCUGGAAGAGCUGGUGGCCGUCCCCAAGGGUGUCCAUGGGCCACAGCAGGGGCUGCCCGGAGAGGCCAGGCCCGCCAUGCUGCAGUGCAGGCCGGCCCAGGAGUUCAGCUUCGGCCCACGGGCUCUGAAGGAGGCACUGGUGUCCACUGACCCCACCCUGCAGCAGCGCUACGUGGCCACCUUCACCCCUGCGGAGAGGCUCUUCCUGGCCGAGGCCUACAACCCCCAGAGGACGCUCUUCUGCUCCCUGCUCAUCCGCUCCGCCUUCGACUGGCUCCUCAGCCGCCCUGAGGCCCCCGAGGACUUCCAGACCUUCCAUGCCUCCCUGCCGUCCCGGAGGCCGGGCCUGGCCCGCAAGCACAUCUACUUACAGCCCAUAGAUCUGAGCGAGGGUCCGGCGGGCAGCGGUUUGCUGGAGCACCUGAGGAACUGCACGGAGGCCUUCUUCCUGGGCUUGCAGGUCCGCUGCCUGCCCUCGGUGGCGGCCGCGUCCAUUCACUGCUGCUCACGUCCCAGCCAGGACUCGGACAGGCUCCAGCUGCACACAGACGGCAUCCUGUCUUUCCUGAAGAACAGCAAGCCGGGGGACGCCCUGUGCGUGCUGGGCCUCACACUGUCCGACCUGUACCCUUGCGAGGCCUGGAGCUUCACCUUCGGCAAGUUCCUUCCAGGCCACGAGGUAGGCGUCUGCAGCUUUGCCCGGUUCUCGGGGGAUCUCUUGCCAUCGGGACCCAGCGCCUCUGAUCCAGCCUUGGUGGAGGUGGCCACAGAUGACCCUGUGACUCCCGGGCAGGACGGAGGCCCAACUGUGUGCUUCAGUGCCCUGGGGAUGGUCCAGUGCUGCAAGGUCACAUGUCACGAGCUCUGCCAUCUCCUGGGGCUGGGGAACUGCCGCUGGCUGCACUGCCUCAUGCAGGGGGCGCUCAGCCUGGACGAGGCCCUGCGGCGGCCCCUGGACCUCUGUCCCAUCUGUCUGCGGAAGCUGCAGCACGUCCUCGGCUUCAAGCUCGUCGACAGGUACAAGAGACUUUACGCCUGGACUCAGGCGGGGACGCGGACUCGAACCAGCCAGGCUGCGGGGGCGGCGUCUGCGGCGGACACCCUGCCCGGCAGCACAGACUCGGGUCUGAGCUGCGGGAGCGCGUCGGAGCCGGGCAGCAGCCUGUCGGAGCCCCUAACCCCUGACGCGGGGAGCCACAGCUUCUCUGUGGGGCCGGAGCUGGAGCACGAGGAGGGGCUGGGCUCGCUGGCCAUCCCUGAGAGCCCGCCGCAGCUCGGACCCCCGUGCGAGGCCAUCGAGGAGCACGGGCAGUGGCUGGCGCUGUGCAUCCAGGCCCUGGAGCGGGAGGUGACAGAGGAAGAGCUGGCACAGGUGGACGGGGCUGUGGAUGCCUUGGCCGGGUGGGGGAUGUUCACGGGGCAGCUCCCCGCACCCCGGCCCGGCCUGCCCUGCAGUCGCGACGGCCCGGGGCUGCGCAGGGUCCUGGGGGGCACGCUCUCCUCCCUGCGGAGGAAGCUGAGCACGCGCAGACUGGCCAGGGCGGGGUCGUCCCCCUGUCGCUGGAGAGCGGAGGAGAAUUAA
Molecule: messenger RNA, 1801 nt
Organism: Neogale vison (American mink)
Lineage: Eukaryota; Metazoa; Chordata; Mammalia; Carnivora; Mustelidae
Gene: AMZ1
Product: archaelysin family metallopeptidase 1
Exons: 7
Coding region: 296-1801 (501 amino acids)
Biological process (GO): proteolysis
Molecular function (GO): metallopeptidase activity
Source: RefSeq, a predicted model, not a curated record